CACUCAGAAAUGGCUGAAAGCUCAGCUGCGGCAGCAGCCACCAACUGUGCUAGACGAGCUCCUGGAGAUCACAGCUCAGAGCCUGGUGCGCACCGAGGUGGCCGAGCACUAUGAAGUUAUUCGGGAGCUGGGCAGGGGCAAGUAUGGCCAUGUGAUGCUAGUGACCCACAGACAGAGAGGGACUCCAAUGGCUCUCAAGCUGCUACCCAAAGCCAGUACCAAGCUGCAUACCUUCCUGUAUGAGUAUUGCGUGGCACUCUCCCUCGCCACCCACCCUGCCAUCAUCAGCAUGUUUGGAAUUGCUAUUGAGUCCAGCCAAUACUAUGGCUUCCUCUACGAACCAGCACUGCACAAAGACCUCAUCUCUAUCAUCAAACCCCGAGAUGGGAUUCCUGAGCCAGCUGCAAAGCACUGUGCCAUGCAGCUCGUGAGUGCACUGGAGUUCAUCCACAGCCGAGGGCUCGUGUACCGUGAUGUGAAGCCUGAGAACGUGCUGCUUUUUGAUCCCGAGUGCCGGCGCAUCAAGCUGACUGACUUUGGGCUUACGCGGCCCAAAGGUACCAAGCUCAAGCUGGUGGCCGGGGUAAUCCCCUACACAGCCCCCGAGCUGAGCAACACCGCUGAUGCCCAGGGGGUGCCCAUCGACACCAGCUUGGAUGCCUGGGCCUUUGGCGUGCUGCUCUUCUGCCUGCUGACUGGCUACUUCCCCUGGGAGCAGAGCCUGCCAGAUGACCCUUUCUUUGAGGACUUCAUGCUGUGGCAGCAGACUGGCCUGGGGGAGGGCCUGCCCCCCCACGCAAACGGGAAACGCCUGACGGCUGAGGCUGCCCUAAUGCUGCGGAGCCUGCUGGCCCUAGAUCCCGCCAAGCGCAGCCCCGUCAGCGGGGCGUUGCGCUACGUCGAUUGCCCUUGGCGGCUGGAGGACGGGCACAGCGAGGAGGCUGCGGUGAAACCCUAG
Molecule: messenger RNA, 958 nt
Organism: Antrostomus carolinensis (chuck-will's-widow)
Lineage: Eukaryota; Metazoa; Chordata; Aves; Caprimulgiformes; Caprimulgidae
Product: serine/threonine-protein kinase SBK2-like
Biological process (GO): protein phosphorylation
Molecular function (GO): protein serine/threonine kinase activity; ATP binding
Source: RefSeq, a predicted model, not a curated record